GGAACAUAGUGUAAUUACCAAUCACCGACGGCUUUUGACGGCUUCUUCCGGACAAUACUAGAUAGAUUGAUUACCCGCACCGCAGCGGGCAGCGAAAGUAUGCCCAGAAAUUGUGCUUUAACUGCGUUUGCGGUGAUCUAGGCGACACAUCAUAGAUGGAUAGGAGACGAACCGACAGUCCGGUGUACGGCCGGCAGUGGAGCAGCGAAUCCAGCGCCACCGGCGGCUCCUCCUCUCCGGCAAUGUCGCCCUCGUCCUAUCACCCCCACCACGCCCGCUCCUCUUCUGCCACCGGCAUUUCCAACAUCAAGCGCACUCAGAACUUCGCCGCCAAAGCUGCCGCCCAACGCCUAGCUCAGGUCAUGGCUUCUCAGGCCACCGACAAUGCCGACGACGAUGACGACGAUAACGAUGACCUCGGCUUCCCUCUCGGUGCUCCUCCGCUUCCGUCCUUUACCAGGCCUCUCAGUAACACUAAUAAAGUCAACCUCAGCAGUAACAUUAUGCCUUCGAUUCCGUCUACUAAGACCACUAGAUCCGCUUCUCCUGGGGCAGCCAGAAAAUUUGUAGAGGAAACGCAAUCAGUUCGCUCAACAUCAGCUGGAAGACCAUCGGCGGCGAUUCGUACAACUCCAUCAGUACCAUCUAGUAGAACAUCAUUGAAGACUCCAAUUCCCAUACCACCAAUUGAUCCUCCAACUAAUAGGCAAAAAGAGAAAAGAUUUUCAUCAAACUUGGGGCAAAUGAACUUGAAGGACACAGGAGAUCAACGGGAAGCUUCUGCCCUUUGUGAUGAACUUGAUAUGCUACAAGAAGAAAAUGAGAAUCUUCUUGAAAAGCUAAGGGUUGCAGAAGAGGGUUGUGAGGAAGCAGAGGCUAGAGUUAGGGAGCUUGAGAAACAGGUAGCUGCUCUUGGUGAAGGGGUAUCUUUAGAAGCAAAACUGUUGAGCAGAAAGGAAGCUGCAUUGCGUCAAAGAGAGGCUGCACUUAGAGAUGCAAAACAAACAAAAGAUGGAGUAGAUGAGGAGAUUUCCUCCCUCCGCUCAGAACUUAAGAAAGUCAAAAGUGAGGCCACAGCUGCUGUAGACCAGCUUCAGGGAACUGAAUCUGAAGUUAGAGCUCUGCAUUCUAUGACUCAAAGGAUGGUAUUAACCCAGAGUGAAAUGGAGGAAGUUGUCCUUAAGCGGUGUUGGCUUGCACGUUAUUGGGGAUUAGCUGCACGAUAUGGUAUCUGUGCAGACAUUGCUGUGUCAAAGCAUGAGUACUGGUCAUCUUUAGCACCUCUUCCUUUUGAAGUCGUCCUUUCUGCUGGGCAAAAGGCUAAAGAGGAAUUCUGGGAGAAAGGCAAUGAGAAUCCUGAGAGGAUCAAACUUGUUCAGGACUUGAAUGAUCUAACUGGGGAAGGAAAUAUUGAGAGCAUGCUUUCAGUUGAAAUGGGCUUGCAGGAGCUUGCAUCUCUGAAGGUUGAGGAUGGUAUUGUUCUCGCACUGGCACAACAACGGCGUGCAAAUGCACUUCGACUAUCUUUUUCAGAUAUCAAGUCCCCUGGUGAUCCGAAGUUUACAGAUCCAUUUGAACUGUCUCCAGAAGAGUCUGAAGAUGUUCUUUUCAAGGAGGCAUGGCUGACAUAUUUUUGGAGACGAGCCAAAGUCCAUGGUAUAGAGGAGGAGAUUGCUGAAAGAAGACUUAAAUUCUGGAUUAGCCGCAGCGGGCACUCACCCUCCUCACAUGAUGCCAUUGAUGUUGAGCAAGGGUUGAUGGAGCUGAGGAAAUUGGGCAUCGAGCAACGACUCUGGGAAGCAUCCCGCAAAGAAAUCGACCACGACGACUCCAUUUAUUCUUCUGCUGCUGCUGCUGCUGCUGCUGCUCAAGCUCAACCAAUAUCUGCUGUGCAAUUGAAAGUUCCUGCUUCAUAACCGCCAACUGCUAGCUCAACCGCCCCGCCGCGCGUCAUACUUCAUACGUUGUGGGGUUUCUUCUUGUAAUUUACAAAUGUUUUCGUCGGCCGGUCGGUCAGGCUUGCAAAAGAUUACAAGGACAAAAUGCAGUUUAUUGUUGAACUACCACGUGCCUGUAUGUGCUUGGGUUUUUUCGCUAUUAUGUCAUGGUUGUUUAACCUGCUCUGCUCAAAGUCGUUGCUCUAUUCAUGAGGUUUGUAUGACGCAAUUAGUAAUUUGACAAGGUUCAUCAUAGGCUUUAACAAACAGCACUGAAGAGGUUGCUAUUUAUGAGCGGACUUUUGUAAUAAUAAUUAUUUAGCCUUGUCAAAUAAUAUAUUAC
Molecule: messenger RNA, 2280 nt
Organism: Diospyros lotus (date-plum)
Lineage: Eukaryota; Viridiplantae; Streptophyta; Magnoliopsida; Ericales; Ebenaceae
Product: coiled-coil domain-containing protein SCD2-like
Exons: 17
Coding region: 156-1916 (586 amino acids)
Biological process (GO): cytokinesis by cell plate formation
Source: RefSeq, a predicted model, not a curated record